Papaver somniferum (opium poppy) is the source of this 2781-nucleotide messenger RNA. Its product is annotated as chloroplastic group IIA intron splicing facilitator CRS1, chloroplastic. The transcript has 8 exons. The coding region runs from base 114 to 2423 and encodes 769 amino acids. NCBI's taxonomy places the organism in Eukaryota, Viridiplantae, Streptophyta, Magnoliopsida, Ranunculales, Papaveraceae. Gene Ontology annotation, molecular function: mRNA binding. The record is from RefSeq and is a predicted model, not a curated record. Gene Ontology annotation, biological process: RNA splicing, via transesterification reactions.
CAAGGAGAUAUUUUCCUAAAAAACAAAUUGGAUAACUGGAAGAAAAAAAAGCCAGUAACUCAAAAGAAAUCGAAGAUAGAUUACCAGCAGGGAAAAUUAAUCUCAUCCUCUACAUGUCCAUUACUAUCUUCUUCUCUCCUUCUUCUCAUCACUCCAACACUCUUCAUUUCUUUUAUAAUGCAGAUUCCUUCAAAACCCUUUCUUCAAAACCCUUCGAUUUCACUUCUAAACCUCUUCUCAGAGUUUCCCGUUCUCAGAAUGAAAUUCAAUCCCAAAACCCUCCUCCAUCAUUAUCUGAACCACCCCCAUGUACUAAAAUGCCUACAGCCCCUUGGAUGAAAGAGCCAAUACUUAUACCCUCAGAUGAAGUUCUAAAUAUAUCAAGAAUUAGAAAAUUAAAGAAUUUCAACAACAGGGAUGAUUGGUCACUUACAGAUAAAAUCAAAGGAGGAAGAGGGAAACAGGCAAUGCGUAAAAUUGUUGAUAGCAUUACAAAACUUGAUGAUUUGACAGAAAAAAGGGGGGAAUUGCCUCAAAAGGAGGCGGAAGGAUACGAUUUCAGUGUGCCAAUUGAAGAAGUUGUUGGAGAGGAGGAAGAGGAUUUGAGAAUGAAUCCAAGAAUGCCAUGGGUAGUGACUCAGAAGGUUGUGUUCCGGAGGACCAAGAAGGAAAGAGUGGUAACUGCAGCGGAAUUGAGUUUACCUGAAUCGCUACUUAAGAAGUUGAAAUGUGAUGCUGAGAAGAUUAAGAAAUGGGUUAAGGUUCCAAAAGCUGGAGUGACUGAAGCAGUUGUAGAUGAGAUUAAUGUAAUUUGGAAGAGAGGUGAGCUUGCAAUGGUCAAAUUCGAUAUUCCGCUGUGUCGAUAUAUGGAUAGAGCUCGGGAAAUCAUUGAGCUGAAGACGGGAGGCUUAGUUGUUUGGACUAAGAAAGACACUCAUGUUGUUUAUAGAGGGUUGUUACAUGGAUCACCAUCUAAUGGUUCUUUGAAGUUAAAUCUAGUUCCUGCUAGUGAUAAAAUUUCUCUGUCAAAAGCUGUUGUUUUGAACAAAGAUGUCAGUGCUGGGUCAUUAACAAAUAGGGCUGUUCAGGAUGAAAACAUAACUGGAAAGAGCUUAGAAGAGAGUACUCAUUUUGCUGGCAUGGAAGAAUUUUUUUGUCACCAGUUAGUCCAAGGGACACUGUAUGAGAGGGAAGCUGAUAGGUUAUUGGAUGGGUUAGGACCUCGUUUUGUUGAUUGGUGGUGGCCUAAGCCUCUGCCUGUAGAUGCAGAUUUGCUUCCUGAAGUCAUUCCAGGUUUUAUGACUCCAUUUAGACUCUGUCCUCCACAUGUGAGACUGCAGCUGGCAGAUGAUGAGUUGACAUACUUGAGGAAGCUUGCUCGUGCUUUACCUACUCACUUUGCUCUUGGGAGGAACACAAAACUUCACGGAUUGGCUGCUGCAAUUAUAAAGUUGUGGGAAAAAACACACGUCGUGAAGAUUGCUGUGAAGGUGGGAGUUCCAAAUACCAACAAUGAGCAAAUGGCGUGGGAGAUAAAGCGUCUCACUGGUGGUGUUCUGAUAUUACGUAAUAAAUCUUUUAUCAUUUUUUAUAGGGGUAAGGACUUCGUGCCCCCAAGAGUUGCGAGUUUAAUAGUCAGCAGAGAAACAGAGCUUAAACAUUGUCAAGUUGAGGAAGAGGGUGCACGACAGAAAGCACUUGAAUCAUUACAUGUGAAUAACAAAGAGGUUCAUAACAACUGCACUGUCGGAACAUUUUCUGAUUUUCGAGAUAUCCAAGCUAAAUAUGAACUCCUGAAAAUUGGUUGUGGAGUUGUUGAUGUCGAAAAAGAGGCUGAAAAAGAGAGAUUGGAGAAGGAGCUCAGGAUGCAAAAGCACAAACUUGAGAUUCUUCAGGCGAAGAUAGAUAAAUCAGACGCGGAAUUGGCAAAGCUUAAUUCUAGUUGGACCUAUGCAGAGCAGGUUGUUGACCAUGAAAUGAUUACUCAAGAGGAAAAACAAUGUCUUAGGAAGAUGGGCCUAAAAAUGAGUAAAACCUUGUUGCUUGGGAGACGUGGUAUCUUUGAUGGAGUAAUUGAGAGCAUUCAUCAGCACUGGAAGCAUAGGGAAGUUGUGAAGGUGAUUACUAUGCAACCAGAGUUCUCUCAAGUCAAUGUUACUGCUAUGUGGCUAGAGAGAGAAAGUCGUGGGCUACUGGUUGCGAUCGAGAGGUUAAGGAAAGGUCAUGCCAUAAUUUUAUACCGUGGUAAAAAUUAUAAGCGUCCACCAAAAAUACUGUCAGGAAACCUCCUGACGAAAAGAGAGGCGUUACAACGGUCACUUGAAAUGCAGAGAGUAGGAUCGCUGAAGUUCUUUGCAUAUCAGAGAAUGAGGACAAUCUCAGAUUUGGAACUUAAAUUGAAGGAUUUGCUGGAAAAGAGAUGAGAAAGUAACUGAAACUCUCAUAAAUCAGUUUAAUGUCAGCGGGCAAGAUUUAUGCUUCUCAGAAGACUGUCCACCGUAUAUCCUACAUUGCUAAUGGUAAGUACCUUUUAGUGGUGUGGACCUCUUAAUAGUCGAGCAAUCCUCGAAUGUGAAGGAAUUUCGUGAUUGUACAGUCUGCGCUGGGUAAAUGUCUACCCUGCUUGCAUUUAGAAUUGUGUAGAUUGUAUAGAAUAUAGACUAUCUAGCUUACCUGACCUGUUACUGUAUAAGUGAGUGAAUAUUGUUUUCCAAUGUAAAAAUAUAUAUAAACUGCAAUGCCCUUACUUGGAAAUUAAAAUGACAGCCUCAUAAUUAUCCU